Messenger RNA from Anopheles aquasalis, 953 nucleotides. RefSeq lists its product as uncharacterized. The record is from RefSeq and is a predicted model, not a curated record. Lineage: Eukaryota; Metazoa; Arthropoda; Insecta; Diptera; Culicidae.
UUGUGCACGAUUGCAUGUAAAGGAAUAUAAAUAGUAAUACAGAUUCGACAUCAUACUUCAUACAACACACCUACAAGCAACCAUUCCUAACGGCACUAAGACAGCGCUAAUCUUCUAGAUAAGGCUUCUUGAAUGCUCAUCACUGCGGCUCCCGGUCGGUUAUUCCACUCUUCCCGGAGGAGCAGCGGAUCAGUUAAUUUGCGGCUGUCGUUGGUGAUCCUUCUGUCGUCGCAACCGCGGGCUGAUUACUCUAUUUCUUCGCACCAAAAUGUCACGAAAUCCGCCAGUGCUCUACCUGUUAGUUGUGCUUUCGGUCGCGCUUACUGUAAAGGGAGAAAACUUUUGGAAUAGUAACUGCGAAAUAAUAAAAAACCAGUUGACAAAUAUCAAUAACCAGAUCGACCAGCAAACGAGCUACUACCAGCUGCGAACGUUCGAUCGCCAUACAACCACAUCCGAGCGUCUCCGCGAUUUUCUGUAUACCAUCAAGAGCUGGCAGCAGAACUUUGAUCAGAGCAUCAAUAGAAUGCAAACCCUUCUCCAUACCAAACAACAAGAGCUCACCAUACCACGCGAGUACUAUGAGCGCUUAACGGAUAGUUUCGAAAAAGUGUUCCGGAAACUGGAUGAGCGAAAUGCACUCCAACAGAACGACCUGAGCGUGCGGCUCAAUGAAAUUGAAAUCUUGCAGCAACAAAAACAAACCGCCAUACAGGAACUGCAAUCUCUGAAUGACAAUAAAACCACGGUGAAAAAGGAGCUAGAAGCAAUGAACGUAAUCAUUUCGGAGCUCACAACGGAUAAACAAAAACUGGAAGCGAAAAUCAACGGUAACCCUCCAGCAGUUCGUGGAUAGCCAUGUGGCAUAGAAUUGAAAAAAAUGUGUUUUCCGUGCAUCUUUUCCAUUCAGCUGAUAUUGUAACUUUGCGAAUAAAGUGUUUCUGCAUAACAUG